Messenger RNA from Anopheles maculipalpis, 978 nucleotides. RefSeq lists its product as uncharacterized. Lineage: Eukaryota; Metazoa; Arthropoda; Insecta; Diptera; Culicidae. Bases 1 to 978 code for a protein of 325 amino acids. The record is from RefSeq and is a predicted model, not a curated record. The transcript has 2 exons.
AUGGAUUGGGAAUUUCCUGAAAAAAUCUUAUUUUCUGAACAAGAAAAACUCAAUUACAAAGUUUACAGGCUUAGUCGAAAGAUAGAAAGCAUGAUUGACCAGGAAUACGAUGCGGAACAAGCGAAAAUACCAAUAAAAAUUGAAUCCGAAUCGGAAGAUGAACAAAGAACCAGCAUCGCGACCAACGCCAAUGCAUCAUUACUUACCAACUUGAAGAUGACCUGCUCCAACAACGAAGAUCCGUUUAAAGAUUGUGACAACACAAACCAUACAAUCGAGUGCCCAAAGAAGACUAUCCUAAUGUCUAACCAAAAAGCAGCAAACGCUUUGGACUUGAACGCGCUCAACAUAAUCUCCCAACGAAUCGCAUCAAUCGUUGACAAAAUUACAGCAAUCAAAGAAAACACAGACCACAUGCAAAAUGAUAUGGCAUGCAUUUCCAAACGAUUAGGACGGGUCGAAAAAAGGGUGGGCUUAUCAUUGGCAACGCUGGAGCAAGUGAAGGAUUCGGUGGUGGUUACGUUUGAAAAUGCGAGACCAGAGGACAGCGAACAAUCGGCGCAAUCUCGUUUCGUUUUUAAGAAAUUAAGCACCGAAAACGAGCUCGCAGAAUUCAAUACGAAGCUUGGCGAAGAUGAGGAAUAUUGGAACAAUCUUAAAAAGUCGCUAUUAUUGCAACUCCCGGACAGCAAUCCGGACAAUCGUAUGAGCUUAGCGCUGGACAUCCUGGUCGAGCGAUCAUUUUUUGCUGAAUGCAAUUGGAGCGGCCACAGCAAGAAUGGACCGAAAAUACGUUUUGGAAAUCGGACAAACGUGUUUAAACUGUUUGCGAGUAUCGGUAGCAAUAAGGCUGACCCCUUGUCCGAGUUACACGUACAAACUUUUUUCAAGUGUAAGUUGAAACACGCCAAGGAACGGGCCAGUAAGAAAGGCAUGGUCAGUUAUGUAAAUACCAAGCAAAAAAGCCUUCAUUCUUGA